AUGAAGGUGGUUCGCGCGAAGGUGCCGCUCGCCAACAUGUUCCAGUACGUCUCCUCGCUGCGCUCGCUCACCAAGGGCCGCGCCUCCUAUUCGAUGGAGCUCGACUCGUACGAGGUGGUUCCGCCCAACGUGGAGAAGGAGCUCCUCGCCAAGUACAAGGGCAACACUGCGUCAGCAAACCAUGUCCUCGGGACGCUCGGGGCGAGGGACUCUGGCCUCCCCCUCUCGACGUUCGUAUGUGAUCUCUACGUGUGUCGGGUCAACACAAAUAACUUUGAGCGAGUUGUGCGCUGA
Messenger RNA from Emiliania huxleyi CCMP1516, 294 nucleotides. RefSeq lists its product as hypothetical. Gene Ontology annotation, molecular function: GTPase activity. The record is from RefSeq and is a predicted model, not a curated record. Gene Ontology annotation, biological process: ribosome disassembly; mitochondrial translation. The transcript is spliced from 2 exons. Bases 1 to 294 code for a protein of 97 amino acids. Gene Ontology annotation, cellular component: mitochondrion. Lineage: Eukaryota; Haptophyta; Isochrysidales; Noelaerhabdaceae.